Molecule: messenger RNA, 375 nt
Organism: Morchella importuna
Lineage: Eukaryota; Fungi; Ascomycota; Pezizomycetes; Pezizales; Morchellaceae
Exons: 2
Coding region: 1-375 (124 amino acids)
Source: RefSeq, a predicted model, not a curated record
AUGGUCGGCUCCUCUAAGCUGUGCCCGUGGAAGGAUUGGAUGGACUGGGAGUACGACCAAGAGUGGAGGACCGAGUCCCAUUACAGGCACCUGCACUUCCUCCACGAAAUGUAUUACGAAAUCCUCAGGAUGGCCAACUCACAUUGGAACGAGGAACACGGCAAGAUUGAGCACGGUGCCGAUUGGCGUACUGUUAGCGAUAAAUGGAGCGUUAGGGACUGGUACCGGUGGAAGUUGGAUGAGAUUCAGAUGAUACAAUGGGAAAUAAAGCUUAGGAAACAUAUCCUCUUCAUGAUCUAUGCAGAUAGGCAGAGACAAAUGAUAAGAAACCUGAAAUGUUAUGCAGUUGGGUGUACACACUUGGUGGACCAUUAG